Messenger RNA from Leucoraja erinaceus (little skate), 3144 nucleotides. Its product is annotated as early estrogen-induced gene 1 protein-like. NCBI's taxonomy places the organism in Eukaryota, Metazoa, Chordata, Chondrichthyes, Rajiformes, Rajidae. The transcript has 12 exons. The coding region runs from base 725 to 1870 and encodes 381 amino acids. The record is from RefSeq and is a predicted model, not a curated record.
AAGGGUUUCGGCCCGAAACAUUGCCUAUUUCCUCCGCUCCAUAGAUGCUGCUGCACCCGCUGAGUUUCUCCAGCAUUUUUGUCUACCUUCGAUUUACCAGCAUCUGCACAGUUCCUUCUUAAGGACAUGGAUAGGACAGGUUUGGAGGGAUAUGGACCAGGCGCAGGCAGGUGGGACUAGUGUAGCUGGGACAUUGUUGGUUGGUUUGGGCAAGAUGGGCCGAAGGGCCUGUUUCCACACUGUAUCACUCUGUGAUUCUAAAUUAAUAACCUAUGGCACAUGACUUGAAUGAGGCACUGUGGUGGAGUUGCUGCCUCACAGCGCCAGAGACUGUAACACGCCCUGGUCUCUACUUUAAACGGGUUCUCCUUUAAUUUUUUAUCAGUCAAACCUCCAAUGCUGAUUUCUCCCGCAAGAGGAAACGCCCUCUCACUGUCUCCAAAGAACUAACCGCUUCCAUUACGAAACACCUUCAGGCAAAUGUGUGGGGUUGUGUUUUAAAGUACAAGGAGGAAGUGGGCUGAGAGCAUCCGUUCUGUUGUAGAGGUGAGUUUCCUGACGCCCAGCUUUGAGCACAGUACACCUGGUACUGAGUAGAGAGAGAGUAGAGAGAGAGUAGAGAGGAGAGAGAGAGGAGAGAGAGAGGAGGGAGAGACUGCAAGAACGUGUAGCAAUCAAUAAAGGGCUAUAGGUGUAUUAGAGAGAGCGGGGUGGGCGCGACUGGAUGGCUUUUCUGUCGAAGAAGAAGAAAUUCAAGUUCCUGGUGCGUUUGACGGUGGUGGAUCUCUCCGCGGUGCCGUUCGUCAACGGGAUCAUUUUCUGCAAACUUCGCCUCAUGCAAGGGGGUGUCUUCGAGGAGCUGACUUCCCGUGAAGAGGUUCUGGACAACUGUGUCCAGUGGCAGAAGGAAUCUUGCUUCAGGUGUAAAAUGAGUGCCAGCUCAGUUACUGGGGUCCUAGACGCAAGCGUUUGCAGGGUAUCGGUCCGUAAGGAACUGAAGGGCGGGAAGUCGUUCUUGAAGUUGGGUUUUGUAGACCUGAACCUGGCUGAGUUUGCGGGCUGUGGCUCCACUGCUCGCUGCUGCCUCCUAGAGGGCUACGACACCAAGCACACCCGUCAGGACAACUCCAUCCUCAAGGUUUCCAUCUCCAUGCAACUUCUAUCCGGCGAUCCGUGCUUCAAAACGCCUCACUCCACGGCCAAGUCCAUCGAGAUCCUGGGACAUCGGAACUCGCUGCAGCCGGACUGCAAAGGGGGAGACGGCAAGGACGAUGCGGAGCUGGAGAGGGGACAGAAUCGGCCGGAUUCCUGGAAGCACAAGGGCCGGUUUCUCCCGGCGAACGCGAGAACACUCGAGGGCAGUGACUGCGCUCCUGACAAGGUGCAUCCCCGGAAAAGGCAUUCCCGCAAUUCCAGUGGCUCUAGCCAGCACUCCAAAAUCUCAGGUUACAGUUCCGAGGGAUCCCUGUGCAGCUCCCGGUUCGAGCCGGCUCACCGGCGGGAUGGGUCUGGAGUUAGCCGCCUCUCCUCCGGCAUCGGCAGCACCGCCGACCUACGCGACGGGAACGGGAACGGGACCAGCCCCGACACGGCCAUGGCCCAUCCCAAACUCUCCUUCCGAUCCGAGCGGCUCUCCAGGCGUAAGAAGGAGGAGGCGGAAAGCCGCCCCACGUGGCUGGACGAUACGCGGGUGAGCGCGUGCGACAUCGUGGAGCGGAUCGUACGUGAGCAGGACUUCAGCCGACCAACCGGCGCUGAGGACAGCGGGCUACAGUUGUACGUGGGGCGAGAUGGGACCGUCAAACUGGGCGGCUUACAGACUGAGAACAGACGGUAUAAUUACAAACCCGUGGUGAUCGAUAGCCAUUAAGCUCGGCUCGACAACGGAAUUCCGAUUUCCCCCACCGAAUAUUUCAUCUGCUGCUGUUUCAUUGUGUUCCCGGGAAGUUCCCAAAUUCUGGAGUUUCCACGAGGAAGGAGCCCGGUCAUUUUAAAGAAAGGACAGGACAAUAUCGAGGGUGGGGGGGGGGAUGAUGGGGAGAGGAUAGGGAAAGAGAUGGGAAGAUUUAUCUGUCCGCUCAUCCAAUGCUAAUGGCCCAAGAGUCGAGUUGGGAUGGGACUCAAUGGAUGGUCCACCAACGAUUUUUGUUUUUUCCGGUAUUCCUUGGAGCCAGAUCCUUGCCGUAUUAUCCGUCGGCUUUGAGAACGGAUCUGCCGGGAAUGGCCGGGAUUUCCAAAAAUUCCAAAUAUUCCACCUGCGCAUCGGCUGCGGAAGUCCGGAUGAGGUCGGGAUCGCCCCGGGCUAGGUGUCACAUUUUCGGGGAGAGGGGGGUGGUUUGUUUUCCAGCGGAGAUUUCAAAGUGUGCGCUGUCGGGAAUUCUGUCCGGAUUGAAGGAGGUCCCGGGACCACCAGCAGUCGCCAGGGAAUUCGGUGGUGGGCCUGUCGUGUAUCUGCGAUCAAUAUAUGCUGCAAGUGGGAAAGUUAGUGAUCGGGUGCCCAGUAUGUCUCGGCUUGACUGGAAUUGGUAAGGAAGGAACUGCAGAUGCUGGAUGGUUUAAACCGAAGAUAGACGCAAAAAAAGCUGGAGUAACUCGACGGGGACAGGCGGCGUCUCUGGAGAGAAGGAUAGGCGUAACGUUUCGGGUUGAGACCCGCAACGGCACCCGUUCCUUCUCUCCAGAGAUGCUGCCUGCCCAGCAGAGUUACUCCAAAGAUGCUGCUUGAACCAGCAGAGUUUCUCCAGAGAUGCUGCCUGACCCGCUGAGUUACUCCAGAGAUGCUGCCUGACCCGCUGAGUUUCUCCAGCUUUUUGCAUCUAUCUUUGGAAUUGCUAAUCCUUCCCUUCGGUCUAAUUUAUCUAGCGUUGUUGUGGGUGUUAGCAAGGAACGUCCUACACCUGACUGGCAGUCCAAUGCAACGUACAACAUAAUCAGUUUGAUUCAGUGGGGGAGGAGAGUGUGAUGUAUUAAAAUGCUAACUUCCCAGCUGGUUGACCACUCCGAAGCUGAAUCUCCUUGGAGAUCAUGGAGUCAUUAUUUGAUCUGUGUCUGUGUCGGUCGAGAAUGGACUUGACUGAGUUUUUUUUAAAGAAGUGAUAAUUUAUCAAUAAAGUGUUUUUAAAAAUAAAUUGCUUAUUUUGAAAA